Molecule: messenger RNA, 1104 nt
Organism: Umbelopsis ramanniana AG
Lineage: Eukaryota; Fungi; Mucoromycota; Umbelopsidomycetes; Umbelopsidales; Umbelopsidaceae
Exons: 3
Coding region: 182-853 (223 amino acids)
Source: RefSeq, a predicted model, not a curated record
CCAUCGGCCCGCUAGUAUGAAACUCCGCUGGCAAUUUAUUCAUGAGACAUCACCUCCGGUGAGCGGACGAAGCCUUACCAAUAAAGUUCAGCUUCCACCAUAACAAGCGGAUCCAAAUAAAUACUUGUAUUUCACACUCUGUUCCCUUGGAGAGUUUGUCAGAACAAUCUAUAUCAGGAACAUGUCUACUCAACAAGAUCGUGAAGCAUGCCAACAAGUUGUUGACAAGGUUUUUCAAGUACUCAUCGAUGGCAGCAAGCAAGGCUACAUAGGAGAAAACAUUUCACAACUUGCCCAUAGCUUGCAAGCAGCAGCUCAAGCUCAAGAAGCCCAUGCUGAUAGCGAAACCGUCCUUGCCGCUCUUCUACAUGACAUUGGUCAGUUUGCAACCGGUGCUGAACACAAGCAAAUGCUGUGUGAUGCAGAAACAUUGGCAAAUCCCGAUGGCUCUUCUGAAGCAGGCAAGUCAGGUCAAAAACUUAGCGUCGGAGUGAGUGGCCAUGAACGUAUUGGCGCCGAAUACUUGCGACGAUUAGGAUUUUCCGAAAAAAUUGCAUCACUUGUAGAAGCCCAUGUAGCGGUGAAGCGGUAUUUAACUGGCAAGGAUUCAAAGUAUUAUGAUGGCCUGAGCAAUGCUAGCAAGCUUUCUCUGAAAUAUCAGGGUGGGCCUUUCAACCAGCAACAAAUAGAGGAGUUUGAGAAGGAUCCUUUAUAUGAACUGAAGAUUAAAGUUCGCCGUUGGGAUGAUAACGCUAAGAUCGUUGGUUGGGAUGUUCCUGGUCUCGAAGCCUAUCGGCCGAUGGCAAUCGACCAUUUAGUGGAACAGCGACAACGCACAACUACCGCCUCAUAAAGGCACAAAAUAAUAAUUAGAUGCAAAAGCCUGUAGGGCCCAUUUUAUAUGUAUUGAAAGAUGUGAUCAUUGUAGUACUGUUGUAAAUGCCAAAUGUUAUGUUUCCAAGUUCGUACCCAUUUUGCCCUUUUUAAUUUGCGCUAUAACUGGGAUUAGAAUCGUUGGGAUGAAGUUGUUUGGAUAUAUAGAGCGACAAGGGAUAACCAGCAAACAUGAAAACAAUGAUUGCUAAAAUAAUAAAUAUGGUCAUA